GGUCGUACUUUGGGCGGAUCCACGUGCAGGUUGCAGUAUGGACGGACAGGAAAGCCUCUGACGCUCCGCAAGCUCCCUCCUCUAUCCAACAGUGGAGGAGAAAAAUGGGACCCAAGAAAGCCCUGAAACACAGACUGUCACACGACACAGAAAGAGAGUUUGGAGGAACUCUGGGUGCCGUGUGCAUUCCCGUUUUCCUCCCACUGACCGUUCUCUUCCUGAUCUGUGUGAGCCAGUCACCGGAGGCCAGCGUCCUCCAGUGGCCCCCCUGCCUCCCCCCCGCCGACCAGCUGUGGGACCCGCUGGCUCCCACGCUGCUGCUGGGAUGGAUCGGACUGCACGCCCUCCUCUACUUGCUGCCGUUAGGAAAGGUUUCAGACGGAUUAGCGCUGAGGGACGGGAGCCGCCUCAAGUAUCCCAUAAAUGGUUUCCACGGCCUGUGCAUCAGCGCCGCGUUGCUGUCGGUGCUGCUGGGGCUCGGCGCUCCUCUUGGAUAUCUGUUUGAGCUGCUGGUGCCGCUGGCGGUCUCUGCCAUCGCCGUGUCGUUCCUGUCCUCCGUCUACCUCUACGUCCGCUCUUUCUGGGCUCCCUCCCAUGCUCUGGCCCCGGGGGGAGACACAGGGAAUCCCCUUUAUGACUUCUUCAUUGGGCGGGAGCUGAACCCUCGGAUCGGAAACUUUGACCUCAAGUAUUUCUGUGAACUCAGACCAGGUCUGAUUGGUUGGGUGGUCAUCAACCUCGGGAUGCUGAUGAAGGAGGCGGAGCUUCGCGGUUCUCCUUCCCUCGCCAUGAUCCUGGUCAACUGCUUCCAGCUGCUUUAUGUGGCAGAUGCUUUAUGGAACGAAGAGGCCGUUCUGACAACAAUGGACAUUGUGCAUGAUGGCUUCGGGUUCAUGCUGGUGUUCGGCGACCUGGCCUGGGUUCCCUUCACCUACAGCCUGCAGGCUUCCUUCCUGGUUGUUCACCCACAGAGUCUGUCUUUGCUCGCGGCGGCGGUCAUAGUUGCCCUGAACGGUGCUGGGUAUUACGUUUUCAGAAAAUCCAACUCGCAGAAGAACCAGUUCAGGCGAGACCCGACUCACCCCAGCGUUUCAGCACUGGAGACCAUCGCCACAGCAACAGGGAAACGGCUGCUGGUGUCAGGCUGGUGGGGUCUCGUUCGUCAUCCCAAUUACCUCGGCGACCUCCUUAUGGCGCUGGCGUGGUCCCUGCCAUGUGGCUUCUCUCAUCUCUUGCCAUAUUUCUAUGUGGUUUACUUCACCGUCCUGCUGGUUCACCGGGAGGCCCGGGACGAGAGGCAGUGCAGGGCCAAGUACGGACCCGCGUGGGACGCCUACUGUCGCCGAGUUCCCUACAGGAUCUUCCCGUGCAUUUACUGAAAAAGGACAACAUGCUGGAUUUUUUUAAGUACUGGUGCACAACCUCAGUUUACAAAGAACCAGAAUGUCAAAUUUAAUUCACGCAGAAUGGAGCCUGCUGGUUGAGAUCAUUGUUUACAUGAGAACUUGGUUUAGAUGGUAGAGAACUGUAUCAAAUUGUUUUUGUUCUGAUUUUUAAAACCCAAGACCGUAAACCUUUCCUUUCUUUUAACAUAUGUGAAAAUAAUUUCUGCCGAGAUGAGACAAAAAACAAACUCUAAAGUGUCUUUUUUAUUAAAAAUCACAACCUUUACAUUACAGUGUCCAUUUGGUGAAGCUAAAUAUAAAUACAUUCAACAAAUUAGGUUUCUUAUUUGUUGCACCUUUUAAAAUUGAGUUAGCAUUUAACACUUGUUUUCUAAAAACAUUUUAAAAGGAAUUUAACCAUAGAAAGCUUUCUAUGUUAUGUUAUUUUACAAGUAUUUUAUUAGGGUUUUAGGUAAAAGGGCAACAAAAAGUAAUGUUAUUGUGAGGUGGAUGACUUCUAAAUCUUUUUAAAAGUUAAAAACCUGAAAAGUGUGCAUUUAACAUUCCAAUACCGCCAAAUAACAAUUAGUGCCUUUAAAGUUACCUAUGAUUAGCAAACAAACUCUACCUGAAUGCAAGUCUGUUGAGAAACCAAAACCUGGCGUCUCUCGAAAAUCUUUUCCAUUUGCAGUUCAUCUAAAGGCGUUUCUUUAGAUGACAUGUGUCAGGAAGACAUGUUGAAGAAGGUGCUACUUCACAUCGAGAAACAUGGCGGCACCAUCGUGCAUCUUGAGGCUGAUGUUGCCACCAUGUUCGAUAUCCAAUUCAGAUCAAAUCCUAUUUGUGUUAGGAAGGUCCAGAUUGAAUCCAACUGAGAAUCCGUGGUGAAACUUAAAACUGAUGUUCACAAAAACCUUCUGUCCAAUCUGAUAACUGGAGUUAUUUUUGCACAGCAUGGGCGCCAAAUUCAGUUUCUGGAAACUGACAACCACAGGACUGGCGGCUGCAGCCUGCGGCAAAAGAUGAUUCUACAAAAUAUCGACUCAGGUGUGCCGGAUACAAAAGCUGGCAUCACUUUUCUUUCUCUUACGACAAUUAUAGUGCGAGUCAUAAGCGUAGGAACCGGGGGGGACGUGUACCCACCAAUAUUGGAGGCAGGUGCAUUUGUCCCCUAUAAUAAUUUCACUGCAGCUGCGAAAAAAUAUUAGAUUUUGAAAUCUCCCGCUCUCGUGCUUUUAUUUUGAAGGCGCACCACAGCGCCUUCAGCACAGCGCUUCCUCUCUCCUCCUUCCUCCCCCCUCUGAACGGAGAAUUGCAGCGCUAGAAUAGUGAUGCUGUUGAAAUUUUAAGAGACUGAGGAAGCUCUGGUGAAGUCUUCAAUUAGUUUAUUGAGUAUUAACCGGUUUAAAUUUUUUUAAUUGACCAAUAAAAUAUAUCAGAAUCUGGUGGCUAGCUUGUGUGUGCUGCCAGAGUAUUUAUCUUGCUAAUUGUGAGGCAAAUGAUAAAGUGAGUGUUCAUCGUGGAAGUCAUUUUGCUUGAUGAAGGACUGAAGCCAUUUUGUUCAAAAGGAAAUGGAAGAAGAUGUUUCUGGGGCAGUUUGUCACCUUGAGAUGAUAAACGCACAUACAAGCCUGUCACAGUAAUCAAUAAAUCAAUUAAUCCAUGAUGCUGAUCUUUCAGAUUGUGUUCUUGCAUUAUUUUUUGCCAUUACCAUUAUAUUACUUAAAAAUGGUCUCAAAAUAGCAAUGUUAUUGUUCAUCGCAAUAACUUCUGCAACAAUUUAUCGUGCAUCAAAAUUUGCAGUUUGUGUGACAGGUCUACAGAGAUGGAUGAAAAAUUCAUCCAUCAGCUAGAAAAUGUGCAUCUCUCUUUUCCCUCCAUUGUUUACGUUUGUGUCGCUGGUGUUACACAUGAAACGUAACUCCCCAAUGAAAAAGAAGAAAGCAACAAUAUGGGUUUACUAAAAAAAAAAAAUUACAAAUAUAGUAACACGCAGUAACUUGGAUAGUAACUUUAAUCUGAUUAUUGGAUUGUAAGAAGUGACGUGUUAGUUUACACAUUACAAGGGGUCAGAUUAGAGUAACUCUUUGAUAACACUGUUUGACAUUUCUGCUGAAGCUAUUUACGGACCUGUCAGGUUUCCGUUGAACUGCAGCGGGUAGCCGUCACAGUGUCUUCAUUUAAACUGUUCCAGGCAACCUGCUGCAGUUAAAACGCUGCUCGUUUUCAAGCAGCUGCCUUCUUUAAAGGAAAGAAAAUCCACGAUUUGUUGCCAUGAUUUCUAGUCUGACUCGUGCCGCACGUUGUCUGCUAUCGUUGAUUGUGACUUUUUUUUUUUUUUGUCUCCAAACAAAUUAAAUACCCGUUUCUGACAACAGAGUUAGAUAGAAAUAUGUGCCUCUUUUCCAUUAUGAUUCACCUCGCAUUUAUUCUGCAGAUGUUGUCUCUCCCACAUGCAGUCAGAGGUCUGCACUCAGACGACGGAGCGCUCUUCAUUUGUCACCUUUUCUGCCCUUUUGCGGCGCCGCUGGCCUCUGGCCUCACCCACACGCUGUUUUCUGUUGUUUUUCAUAUGCAACGUGCUAAUUAGGCGCUUGUGCAAUGAUAGGAUUGUGUGCAGGAUUUGUUCAUGCUUGUACUUGGACGCAUUUGUACACUUCUCCCUUCUUCUUUUAUUGCUUGUAUUUCAGGAAAAACUAUAACUG
Messenger RNA from Gambusia affinis (western mosquitofish), 4090 nucleotides. RefSeq names its product transmembrane 7 superfamily member 2 (gene tm7sf2). Gene Ontology annotation, molecular function: oxidoreductase activity, acting on the CH-CH group of donors, NAD or NADP as acceptor. The coding region runs from base 105 to 1379 and encodes 424 amino acids. The record is from RefSeq and is a predicted model, not a curated record. NCBI's taxonomy places the organism in Eukaryota, Metazoa, Chordata, Actinopteri, Cyprinodontiformes, Poeciliidae. The transcript has 11 exons. Gene Ontology annotation, biological process: sterol biosynthetic process. Gene Ontology annotation, cellular component: nuclear inner membrane; endoplasmic reticulum membrane.